Messenger RNA from Trichobilharzia regenti, 3165 nucleotides. The record is from the annotation of a GenBank genome assembly. NCBI's taxonomy places the organism in Eukaryota, Metazoa, Platyhelminthes, Trematoda, Strigeidida, Schistosomatidae.
CUGAGAUACUGCCCGGGCGCCCAGACCAAAGCAGGUGGUUGUCUUAAGGGACCACCCCCGAGCCUUUGACUUGAAUUCUAAUCCACAGGGCAGCGGAGCAGCGUCAGGAACUACGUUUUCAUGGCUACCGGUGACUAAUACGGGUUCAUCAGCCAUUCGAUCCGUUUGGAUUCUGCAGCCCAUGUACAUCAUGGUGACUGCUUUUCGUUUAACCGCUAUCCAAACAACCUUCCUGACAUGGUAGGACCUGCAGGAACGUGAACCCCAGCCAGUUUAGCUUGUUGGGUCACUGCGGUAUUCAAGCCCGACCACCACGAAAAAUUAGCAGUUGUCGGCCCAUUAACCUUCAUCUUAUUAUUCACUCCUCCAUUCAUCGUCAUCCGUUACACUUCUGCUGUCUACUUCUGUAUGCUUUUUUGAAGUGUAGCAACCUGAAUCAAUUCAAGGCUGUGCGUUGAUAAGUCACCUGGUAUUUGUUUUAAAGUGUAUUUUUCCUUCUUUUAUAGAGCGUGCCUGAAAACUAGUUUGCAACUUACUUUUCAACUAACUUCUCUAUGCUUCUACAAGAUGAUUUCAAACUACAUAUGAUUGUAUAUUUCUGUCAUCGUGUUCUUCUCUAAAUCCAUUGCCCAACAUACACUUUAAAUGUUAUUUUUCAGAUGUGUCCAGGAAUUUUCACCGGUCGUUAUCUAUUUUUAAUCCAUAACCAUGGUAGAGUCUGAAAAUUUAGCUGACAGGAAGUACUAUAUUGAUUUUGUUCCAACAAACUCUGCACAAGCUAUUCAAAAAGCCGUUUCAAAUCUCUACUGCUGUGAGGAUAUUGUUAUCAAAGGAAGACUUGGAAAUGGAUAUUUUGCAUCUGUAUUUUUGGUUAAUCAUCGUCCAACUAAGCGGCUUAUGGCUAUGAAGCUGACCAAUGAAGCAUCGUUUCAUCGGCGUGAAAUAGAACUUUUGGGUUCUUUAAAUCAUAUCAAUGUUUUAAGACUCUAUGGUUCAUGCUUGAUUGGCGCUCGAUUUGUGUGUCUAACAGAAUACGCCAAUGGUGGUAGCCUAGCAGAUUUAUUGGCUGCUAAGGCAAUAGACUUGUCAUGGCCUGUACGAAUCAACCUGGCUUUGGAUAUCGCUUACGGUCUUCAUCAUUUACGCAGUCAUAAUCUUAUUCAUCGAGAUUUAACUUCUCAGAAUAUCCUUAUUCGAGUUCAACCACGAAUUUAUCCUGACACAGCGGAUAAUGGUUUCAAUUCAACUUCUAACCGUGAUAGUUUUCAUGAACGAAGUACACAAACGAAGCAGUCCAUCUCAGAAUGUGAUAUACACACCAAAGGAGAUACACAUAAAAAUUGUGUAUCUCAACACCGUCAUAAUCUUCAUAAUCCUUACUUUCGGCAGCAACAACAACAACAGGGUUAUAAUAGAGUCCAUCAAGAUAGUGAGACAGACGAGUUUCUACUAUCCAACUCUUAUCUAGAUCUGUUAAACUCAGACAACGAUGCAACUACUGUUGAUGAAUUCGGUUUAAAUUUAGCCCAUCUACUUUCAUUUAUAAGUAAUCAUAGUCGUGAAAUAUCCUGUACCAAUAAGCUAAGUAUUCCCAUCAAUUGUUUACAGGCUAUGCCACUUAUUGAACCACAGUGGAAGCAGUUGAUCAGUAGUAAUGAUUUAUGCCUCUUAAAAUGCUUAAAUCGAUCAGAAGUUUUGACGUCGAACAGUCCGUUUACUUUCACAGCACUUGUAGCCGACUUGGGUUUAUGUUUGGAUUUAAGUCAGGAUCAUGUUGACGCUGUUUCAGUCGUCGGGAAUCCAUUUUACACAGCUCCAGAAUGCUUAAACCGAGUGGCACCGUAUACAUUUGCCGCAGAUAUUUUCUCCUAUGGUCUUUUGGUGUGUGAACUGAUAACACGUUUUCCCAAUGACUGUUCCCUUAUCCCUCGAAAAUCGUCUUUUGGUCUGGAUCAUGAAAACCUUCCAAUACCAUCAGACUGUCCUAUUUGGUUAUUUCAGCUGGCGGUAGAUUGUUGUAGUGUUGAUCACUUAUUACGUCCAGACAUUCUCGACGUUAUUGAUCGUAUUGAGAAGUGUCGUCUCAAUUUAUCGUGUCACUCAACAACAAUCCAUUCACCAUCUCCUGUGCCUGUACAAAAUUCAGUGACAACAAACGGUUCUUAUGAUAUUACAUCUCAAGAAAUUGUCCAUGAAUCUGCUACAUAAAAUAUGCCUAAUAUAACUCAUAUAAAUAAUCUCAUUUCCCCUUACUGUUUCGCCUUAACAGAUCUGAUUUCUCAUGUAUUAUUUUGUUCAAUAAUUGCGAUGCAGUGAGAAUACUCUGUCCUUUUUGAUAAUAACAAUAAUAUUAAUAAUAAUAUUAAUCACUUUCUGGUACAUUUUUUGAACUGUUCACACUUGCUAUUUAUAAGCAUUUCCCACCGAAAAAAGACAAUCAAAUACCCAGUACUAAUUCAGGUAAUCUGUUUUCUCUCUUGGGCUGCUGUGCUGUUUUUGAAUCCCCCCCCGUCUCACAGUUCUUUCAGUUUAUUGUUUGUUGUUACUUUUUCUCUUCGUAUUUUUGCCUUAAUCAAUAAUUGUUAAUACGGUGGGGAAGGGGGUUGUUGGAGGCGCCUUUGUUUAAUAAACAUGUAUACAAUGAAUUAUCAGGAUGUUUUCCCGCUCAUCCUAAUCUCAAUGAUUAAUUUUAAUCCUUGUUUUUUUAGUCUAUACCUUACAAAAUAAGUACACAGGGAAAAAACUGUAUUUUUAUCGUCUUUCUAAUAUUUGUUUAUUUAUUUAUUUAUUUUGAAAGGGAAGGAUUACUUCUGUACUAAUAUCUUAAGUGUAUUAUCGUUUUCUUCUUCUUCUGUUAAACCGUCGUCUGUUCCCCAACUCCUCCCGCAUUCACUGAUUAACUAUGCUCCCCCUGUUUGUUAUUGUUAUUUUUUACUAGUCUUAUCAUCGUCAUUACCGGCGUCACAUGAUCACUAUCACUAUUUUGUUUUGCAUUGUUCUCAAUACAAUUGUUACUGUUAUGACGAUCCUGUCAUUAUUGAUGCAUUGCAUUACAAUUUAUUGCUUAGUGUUCUCCCCUUUUUUAUCUUUCAAAUGAAAAGGAUAGUUUAUCUUCUGCACUCCUGAGGAUCUGUCUUCUCUCUCUCUCUCUCUCUCUCUCUCUCU